CCUUCCCAAGGUGUCUGGUGGCCAAGAAGAGAGUUGUGGUUGGCACUGGCCUAGCCCCACCUGUAGCCUCCUGCCCCCUUCCUCUGCUCCCUUCCCACUCGGGCCUCUCCUGCCCUGCCUGUCUGAGGCCCAAGCCCCAGACGCCUUCCACCCUCAGCCUCCUCCUGCAGGUGGGCAGCUGGCCCAGGCUGAGCCCAGGCUCUCCCCAGGGUCAUGCAGCCCCUGGGUCUCCCCACUGGUAGAAAGCGAAUGCCUCCCCCAGCAUCCUGCAGGUCCAGAGAUGGGGCAGGCAUUCUUGCUUCCCUCCGUUCUGCUUCCAGAAUGCACCCUCCAUUUGGAAGCUCCUCCAGGCUCAUGCCCUUGGCUCCCCGCCCCCAGGCCCUGCCCACCUUGUUGCCAUCCCCUGCGAGCCAGCUUCCACGCGGCAGGGGCUUGGCGCCUCCGAUUUCCCAGCCUUUACCUCCCCAAGUGCUGCCGUGUGCCGCGGAUUACCACGCCCGUGUGGCUGAUGCCUGGCCCUCAUCAUCCCCGGCCUCGGUUCCUGUUUGCGGCUCCAGCAGCCUUUACCGUCAGCUGCCUCCACCUCCUGCCUCCGUGGCGGCCACAGCCCGCGCCUACAUCUGCCCUUCCCGAGGCUGUUCCACCGAGGACCAGUCUCCCCGGCCUCACCUCCCAGGCGUGUCCCUCAUCCUGCCUUUUUAUGCACACCUGCCCCUCAACCUCGUUUGGGCUUUAGUCAGUGUCUGUGUGCUCUCCCCAUCUGCACAUCUUCCUCUGGUUGGCCUUGGCCUUGGGCCCUGCCACAUCAGUUCUCUUCUCAGUGCUAUUUGUUCGUUCAUUCAUUCAUUCAUUCAUUCAGCGAGCAUCUUCUGAGGGCCUCCUGUGUGGCAGACUCUGUUCUAGGUGCCGGCUUAACUUUAAGUUAACAGUAAUCCCUCAGCCAUGCAUGUUGUUCCCCUCUCCUCUGCCCCUGCAGCUACAAAGUGAAAGGUCUGGGAGGGUCAGGCAGCUUGACAUCUCGCAUCCUCUUGGAUGCCCUUGGGGGAUUGCCACCAGCGACCCCCAGAACUGACCUGAGGGCCUGAGGUGUUACCUUAACAGGACCACAUGCUCUCUCCCCAUUGGUGACCCUCUGCUGAUCAGGCAGCCCAAGAUCCUACUGACUGAUUUAGUUUCCAUCUAGCAAUCGACUAUUAUGCUUGUGGUCCACUAGACCCUUCAGAUUGUUUUCAGUUGUUACAUUUUGGCCUGUGCCUCUGUCCUCUUUUCGGUGUGUGGCAUGUCAUGGCAGCUUUCCCAACGCACCCCCCCCCCAACUCCCACUCACGUAUUCCAGUUCUUCCAUUUACUGGAAUAUACUAGCUGAGCCCCUGGUUCUGCCUUAGGCACUGCAGAUAUAGACAUCUGUCAGAUUCUUCCUCAGCCUCAAGUCUCCUGGGGGAAACUGAGGCUUGAUAUGGGUGGAAUAAGUGCUGGGAUUUUAGUGGGAGGAGAUCUGGGCGUGCGGCUGCCCUGUGGUGCAGUGUUGAGGCAGGGCCAGCGGGCGGGAAUCCUGCAGGUCAGUGAUUCUCACAGUUCUGGGACCAGCAGCCUCAGCACCCCCUGGGAGGCCGGUAGAAGUGCAGAUUCCUAGGCUUCAUCAGCCCUAUUGAAUCAGAAUCGCUGGGGGUGGAGCCCAGCCGUCGUGUCCCGAGUCCUGCAGGGAUUCUGAUGGCGUCUAAAGUUUGCGAGGAGGGGUUUAGGGGAGAGAUGCUGGCAGUGGGCAGUGGGGCUGGGCGGGAGGGUUCCCAGGGUCCUUGGGAGGCGGAAUCGAAGGCCUUGGCCGUUGAGUGUGGAGGGGUGAGGGUGAGGCUGAGAUGAGGGGGAGGUGGCUGCAGGCUUCGGCUGCGGUGGCUGCCAACCUCCAAUCAGCAGGCCCCUCCGUUCCUUGUCCCCCCUACCCUCGCACCAGUGGGUCUUCCAGCCCCUCCCGUGAGCACCUGCUCCCCACCUCCCUCCCCUCCUUACUGCCCCACGCAGCCUCCCUUCUUCACAAACAAGCCGUCAGGUAGUUAGGGCGGUUUCCACAGCAAUUGACAUCAGCAGUCUGGUCCCCGGGGAGCCCGGCACCCUCCUGCCCGCGGGCAGCGCCUCCCUCACCGCCUCUUGGAGGAGGAGAAGCGGAGGCAUUGGGGGCCUCCCACGCCCAUUUUGAGGACCGGCCCGGAGGGGAGGGGCCGGGAGGGCCGGAGGUAGGCGGGGCGUCCUCGGGCCCGUGGCCCCGGCGGCCUGGCAGUCGGGCUCCUGGGCAGCGGCGGGGCGGCAGCAGCACGCAUGGCAGAGGACGCGCCGAAGCAGCCGCAGCUCAGCAUGCCGCUGGUCCUCGACCACGACCUGACCAGGCAGAUGCGGCUGCGCGUGGAGAGCCUGAAGCAGCGCGGCGAGAAGCGCCAGGACGGCGAGAAGCUGCUGCGGCCGGCCGAGGCCGUGUACCGCCUGGACUUCGUCCAGCAGGACAGGCUGCAGUUCGAGCGCUGGGACGUGGUGCUGGACAAGCCGGGCAAGGUCACCAUCACGGGCACCUCCCAGAACUGGACGCCCGACCUCACCAACCUCAUGACCCGCCAGCUGCUGGACCCCGCUGCCAUCUUCUGGCGCAAGGAGGACGGGGACGCCGACGCCGUGGAUUGGAACGAGGCCGAUGCCCUGGAGUUCGGGGAGCGCCUGUCGGAUCUGGCCAAGAUUCGAAAGGUCAUGUACUUCCUCAUCACCUGCAGCGAGGGCCUGGAGCCCAGCUUCCCCGGGCCCCCUGAGCCUGCGUGCUUCCUCCUCUCCUUUCCCUGGUGCCAGCGUUCGUGCUCACGGAGGAAGAGGCAGAGGCCCUGUAGUCCACAAGCUGACCUGACUGCUGCUGCUUCUGCUGUAGACCGUGGAGGCCUGGUCGGGGCCGAGGGCAUGUGCCUUCUCUCUGCCUCGUUGUCCCUAGAGAGACUCAGACAGACCGAGACAGACAGACAGAUNGACAGACAGAUCCAAAGCGCCAGCCGUCGGGCUUCCUCGGGAGAUGGACAGACAGACGACAGAGCAGCCUCCUCGGGGAAAAUCCACAAGCCAGCGUUUGCUGCCGUCCUGGCCACAGCGCCCUUUGCUGAAGUCCAGGGGCGAACAGGGAGCCUGAGGACCCAGGAAAGCACUGCUGCUGGCGGGGCCUGGCGUGGUCCCAUGACGCCUCAGGAGCCUUAG
Ailuropoda melanoleuca (giant panda) is the source of this 3222-nucleotide messenger RNA. RefSeq names its product olfactory marker protein (gene OMP). NCBI's taxonomy places the organism in Eukaryota, Metazoa, Chordata, Mammalia, Carnivora, Ursidae. The coding region runs from base 2314 to 3222 and encodes 302 amino acids. The record is from RefSeq and is a predicted model, not a curated record. The transcript has a single exon. Gene Ontology annotation, cellular component: cytosol; neuronal cell body; axon. Gene Ontology annotation, biological process: sensory perception of smell; signal transduction.